This is a messenger RNA of Cyclospora cayetanensis, 1146 nucleotides long. RefSeq names its product chromodomain-helicase-DNA-binding protein 1-like. The transcript is spliced from 7 exons. The record is from RefSeq and is a predicted model, not a curated record. Gene Ontology annotation, molecular function: ATP-dependent chromatin remodeler activity; DNA binding; ATP binding. Gene Ontology annotation, cellular component: nucleus. The coding region runs from base 1 to 1146 and encodes 381 amino acids. NCBI's taxonomy places the organism in Eukaryota, Apicomplexa, Conoidasida, Eucoccidiorida, Eimeriidae.
AUGCUGCUGGAUCUAGGAGAGCGCUUCCUAGAUUUAAUCUGCAGCGGAACAUAUGACCCUUCGCGGGAUGCAGAAGAGCAACUGCGGGAGCUGCAGCAGCAUCAGCCCCCCAAGCCUUACCAGAUGGAGGGGCUAAAUUGGCUGGUGCAACUCCACAAUAGGAAGCUGAACGGCCUCCUAGCCGAUGAAAUGGGCUUGGGCAAGACUUACCAGACUAUUGCACUUCUCGCCUUCCUCAAGGAAGCUCGCGGCUGCGAAGGACCACAUCUUAUUCUUGCUCCUAAAAGCACCAUUGGAAACUGGAUGGCAGAGCUGCGCCGCUUCUGUCCUUCUUUGGGGGCAGUGAAGGUGCUAGGGGAGAAGGAGAUGAGGAGACGGCUUCUCCAGCACAUUCUGGCCGUGUGCAGACUCUCCAAGCAGCAGCAGCAGCAGAAAAAAAAGCAGCCUUGGCGCUCAGCAGCGGCAGCGGCGCGUAGCCGGACUCAAAGCCCCCUGCUGGAGAGGGAGAGCAGCAGCAGCGUCAGCAAGCAGCCGCAGGAUGAAGAGGAAGCUGCGGACGAAGAGAGUCAGCAGCUGGAGUAUUUGGACGCAGAUCUGCAGCAGCAGCAGCAACAACAGCAACAACAGCGAACCGAGGAGGAGGAGCCGCUGCCAGAGAAAGUGGAAGUGGUGGUCGCUUCUUAUGAGAUGCUCAUUGCAGAGAAGCACCAAUUCAGCCGAGUACACUGGGAGUAUAUUAUAAUUGAUGAGGCACACAGAAUAAAAAACGAAGCAGGCAAGAUCCGUGGCUGUAGCUGUACUGAACGUGCAUGUUGCUGCUGCAUACACACAGGGUGUUGCUGCAGCGCUGCUUCUGCUGCCUCCUCAGGAAAGUUGGCCACUACGGUUCGUCAGUUUGAAUCGAACUACAGGCUCCUGCUCACAGGAACGCCUCUGCAGGUACUCGGCAGAGGGAACAGCUCUGAGUCAGGAGCAGCUGGAGGAGCGAAAUCUGAAGAUUGUAGCUCGUUUAGCAGCACCAGCAGCAGCAGCAGCAGCAGCAGCAGCAACUUCAGCAGCAGCAGCAGCAGCAGCAGCAGCAGUGCAAAGACUGGCGUCGACCUGCACACAUUCCCAGAGUUCCUAAGCUUCCGAAUAUGCAGGUAA